GAGCAACCAGGUCAUGACUUUAGCUGACUUGACGUGACCUGACCUGAAGAACCCCAUAUAUUCUAUCCAUGGGACCAAUGAUAUUACUCAAGACCAACUUGAUUCAGACUGAAAAACGAACAUCAUCAUAGAGUUAAAACCCUAUGUAUCCAAGUAACCUUCAUUUUCCAUGGUCAUUAUUUAUGACUACACAGUCGAAAGGCCAAUGGUAGAAAGCCUUAAAGAUGGCAACAAAGUCAUAACCAAGGGAGAGUGGUUCAAUAGCUGGAAUUUUAUUGGUCAAUUACCCGCAAAGUUCCACCCUUGUUUAUCCUUCGACGUCAACACAAAUUUUUUUUUUGUUCCAAUUUUUUUUUUUAAGAGCCGUGACAGGGACAGUGCCUGAUACUUUCCUCAUCUUCCUCCUCUACUUCACCAGAAAUGUUCCCAUCACAAUCUGCCCUUCAAAAGAACUUCGUUGCCGCUGCUCCCGCCGGUGAUGUUGCUGCUCCCCCCUCUGGAGCCAACCUUUACGCUCGUUUCGCCUUCGCCGGUGCUGUUUGCUGCUCCAUCACUCACGGUGCUAUGACCCCCGUCGAUGUCGUUAAGACCCGUAUUCAGCUCUCUCCUGAGAUCUACAACAAGGGUAUGAUUGGUGGUUUCCGUCAAGUCAUCGCUGCCGAGGGUGCUGGUGCCCUUUUGACUGGUUUCGGACCCACUGCUGCUGGUUACUUCCUCCAAGGUGCCUUCAAGUUCGGUGGUUACGAAUUCUGGAAGAAGACUGCCAUUGAUUUGGUUGGUCUUGAGAAGGCCAAGGAGAACAGAACUGCUAUCUACCUUGUCUCCUCUGCUAUUGCUGAAUUCUUCGCCGAUGUUGCUCUUUGCCCUCUUGAGGCUACCAGAAUUCGUCUCGUCUCUCAACCUUCUUUCGCCAAUGGUUUGUUGGGCGGUUUCUCUAGAAUCUUGAAGGAGGAGGGUGUCAUCAGAGGUUUCUACUCUGGUUUCGGACCCAUCUUGUUCAAGCAAGUUCCCUACACCAUGGCCAAGUUCGUCGUCUACGAAAAGGCUGCUGAAUCCAUCUACAAGUCCAUUGGAAAGCCUAAGGAUCAACUUUCCAACAGCACUGUCACCGCUGUCAACUUGGGCUCCGGUAUCAUUGCUGGUACUGCUGCUGCCAUCAUCUCUCAACCCGCUGAUACCUUGUUGUCCAAGAUCAACAAGCAGAAGGGUGCUGAAGGUCAAUCUGUCACCUCUCGUCUUGUUACCAUGUCCAAGGAACUCGGUGUUAAGGGUCUUUUCACUGGUCUUGCUCCUCGUAUUGUCAUGGUUGCUACCUUGACUGCUGGUCAGUUCGCCAUCUACGGUGAUAUCAAGAGAGUUCUUGGUGCUACCGGUGGUGUUGAAAUUGCUCAAUAAGCGAGCUUUAUGAUCAUUGUUAUUCCGAACAUUGUCAACCAGCCAAACCUUGAUUCAUAAAAAAAAAUUACCAGCCUUCUUUAGAGAUUCAUAGAGAUCAUUUAUUAUCCUUCACUUCACAUGUAUAACUCAUACCUUUU
Messenger RNA from Umbelopsis ramanniana AG, 1535 nucleotides. RefSeq lists its product as uncharacterized. Gene Ontology annotation, molecular function: phosphate transmembrane transporter activity. Gene Ontology annotation, cellular component: mitochondrial inner membrane. Lineage: Eukaryota; Fungi; Mucoromycota; Umbelopsidomycetes; Umbelopsidales; Umbelopsidaceae. Gene Ontology annotation, biological process: mitochondrial phosphate ion transmembrane transport. The transcript is spliced from 4 exons. The record is from RefSeq and is a predicted model, not a curated record. The coding region runs from base 421 to 1395 and encodes 324 amino acids.